Messenger RNA from Contarinia nasturtii (swede midge), 1171 nucleotides. RefSeq names its product transmembrane emp24 domain-containing protein eca (gene eca). The record is from RefSeq and is a predicted model, not a curated record. The coding region runs from base 175 to 828 and encodes 217 amino acids. The transcript is spliced from 5 exons. Gene Ontology annotation, biological process: Golgi organization; endoplasmic reticulum to Golgi vesicle-mediated transport; intracellular protein transport. Gene Ontology annotation, cellular component: endoplasmic reticulum; endoplasmic reticulum-Golgi intermediate compartment; Golgi apparatus. NCBI's taxonomy places the organism in Eukaryota, Metazoa, Arthropoda, Insecta, Diptera, Cecidomyiidae.
CUCCCAAUAGCAUUUGACGUUGACGUGUCGUAUAAUCGUAGAAUCAAAAGGCAAAUAAUACUUCGAUUUAAUCGAUUCGAUUCUGUAUCAGAACGCUUCGCGUCAUCAAAAAACUUGCAAAAAAUAAUUUCAAUUUACAUUUAACAUUUCCAAAUUAAAAUAACAUCGCGCAAUAUGCAUUGGAAUCCACUUUAUUCGUUAGUUAUUUUUACUUUUAUGCUUAACUAUGUGACCGGUUUGUAUUUCCAUUUGGCCGAAGGAGAAAGAAAAUGCUUUAUAGAAGAAGUGCCUUCAGAUACGAUGGUGACAACUCAUUAUAAAAUCGAGUUAUAUGAUACGCGUUCGGGCGGCUUUGCACCACCAACUUUGGGAAUCGGAAUGCACGUUGAAGUGAAAGACCCAGACGAUAAAGAAAUUUUGUCUCGUGUAUAUAGUGCAGAAGGCAAAUUUCCAUUCACAUCUCACACACCCGGUGAGCAUGUAAUUUGUCUGUACUCGAACACAUCGCAAUGGUUUAGUGGAUCCCAAUUGCGUGUUCAUUUUGAUAUCCAAGUUGGCGAACAUGCUGUCGACUAUGCUCAAGUUGCACAAAAGGAAAAACUCACCGAAUUGCAACUACGUAUUCGUCAAUUACUCAACCAAGUGGACCAAAUUACCAAAGAACAGAACUAUCAACGGUAUCGCGAAGAGCGUUUCCGUCAAACGAGCGAGAGUACAAACAAACGAGUAUUGUGGUGGUCAUUGGCUCAAGUAAUCGUUCUAGUCGCCAUGGGUUUCUGGCAAAUGCGCCAUCUCAAGACAUUCUUCGAAACGAAAAAAUUAGUUUAAUUCACAAAAAUGUACGACGUUUUUUACAUUGCGUAAAUUGCAAAUAUUUUGUGAUCUUAUGUUCCAUUCGAUACAAAUUUUUCUACCAAAAUUUAAAAUUCAAUUUCUAUUUCGCUUCCGUCAUUAACCAAACCUUUGGUACAUUUUUGGCUUAUCAUUUUACCUCGUGGCAGUUUAAUUAUGGAUUUUUUUUAGUUUAAAUAGUUGUACGAAUGGAUGAAUUUAAAUAGAAGGAGAGAGUGGAGCGAAAAUAACAUUUAAAAAAGUUUGAACUUGUAAUUUAUGGAGAAGUGAAUAAAGAUGAAAGUUUUUGAUCGCAUUGAUACAAUUCGAUGCAUAUGAA